Molecule: messenger RNA, 1452 nt
Organism: Kluyveromyces lactis
Lineage: Eukaryota; Fungi; Ascomycota; Saccharomycetes; Saccharomycetales; Saccharomycetaceae
Gene: PEX3
Product: Pex3p
Exons: 1
Coding region: 1-1452 (483 amino acids)
Biological process (GO): protein import into peroxisome membrane
Cellular component (GO): peroxisomal membrane
Molecular function (GO): protein-macromolecule adaptor activity
Source: RefSeq, a predicted model, not a curated record
AUGACUGGGAAUCGAUCUCUGGUUCAGAGACACAGAAAGAAGUUCGUUGUUUCUAGUGUUUUGUUUGCUACGCUAUUUGCUACAUGCGCUAUUACGGUCUAUUUCAGUAAAAGAUGGUUGUACAAGCAGCAUUUGAAAAUGACGGAGCAACGAUUUGUCAAGGAACAGAUCAAACGGAGGUUUGUACAAACUCAGCAGGACUCGUUGUACACUCUUUAUGAAUUGAUGCCGGUAAUGACGUUAGUGUUGGCUAAGGAUUUCGAUCUUGAUUCUAUUGUAGAGGCUCUAAAGGGGAAAAAGUUACAGAAGAAGCUUUCCAAAGGUGAAAUAGCUGGGAAUGAGUUGGAAAAUGAGGGCUUAAGUUCAGGAAUGAGUGCGAUGACGCCUGCACCCAGUGUGUCAGCGAAAUCUCCGCAAUCUGCAGAUACCACUAGCGUUUCUGAAACGUCUACGAAAUCCAAGGCCGAGCUUUGGGACGAUUUGAAACUCAAAGCUAUCACCAAGAUCAUUAUCUUGUCCUAUACCACAUCAUUAUUGAUGCUUUUAACCCGAUUGCAAUUGAAUAUAUUGGCAAGAAGAGAGUAUUUGGAUACUGCCAUCAAUUCUGCCAUGGAAAAGGAAAGGGAAAAGAAGGCUAAUCAAUACUCAGUCUUAUCUUGGUUCUCUAGUUGGAUCACUGAAAAGAGCAACAAUUUACCCAGUGAAAAAGCUGACCCAAGAAACAGCGAUGGUACUAUUGACACGGACACAAGGAGCAUUGCAUCCACUGCGAACCCUGAAAAAUCGAGAUACGUUAACGAACAAGCUUUCUUAUCCUUAUCGUGGUGGUUAUUAAACCGUGGAUACCUACAAUACAAGAGUAUCAUUGAACAAUUGGUGAAAGAAGAGUUCCAAAAUUCGAACCCAAGAGAUAUCAUGACAAUGGAUGAGUUCAGUGGCAAGAUAAGCAAGAUAUUCGUCACCACAAACAAGCAAUUCUUUCAACAGCCACAAUCGAAUGAAAUGUUCAUUUCAUGUCUACUUCCUGAACCUAACUUAGAGAGAUUUGUUCUUCAACAAACUUUAGAACAAGAUGCUUUGAAAGUACUAUACGAGGAUAAUCUAUUACUAAAACAACUUGUACAAGAGACCAACAAAUGCCUACAAUCACCUGGAACAUGGAUUGUCCUGGAGUCUUUAAUCGAUGAAACAUUCCACACAAUCAUGGAACAAAUCGAGGAUAAUGUCAACAGCAAAUCGAAACCUAAAUCGAAUGAUGACGACACCAAAGUAGUCGAUAUAUCCAAAAAUUCAUAUCAAAUCGCAUUAUUCUCUAUCGCCACGAAAGACUGCACAAACGAAAUGUUGAAAGCGGGACUCGUAUCAAUGAACAACAAGUUCCUACAGAAACUACACUCCAUCUCGGCACUUGACGAUCUCAGUGCAUGCGUAUAUAGUAACUUCGGUCUAUGA